AUGUCAUAUUAUUUAUCAAACCUAAGAGAAAGAAUUUUUGGAACAAAUAAUAACGACAAUAAUAAUAAUAAAAAUAACAAUAAAGAUUAUAAAGAAAACGACACCUAUUCAACAACAGCAUCUACAUCAAAUAAUGAUUUAAUAACCACAUCAUUUAAAACUGACUUGUAUCAAUCGGUUUUAGUUGAUAAAGUUAGGGUAUUGGUGAUUGGUGAUACAGCAGUUGGUAAAUCAUCGUUAGUUCAUCUUAUUUGUAAUGACGAAAUUUUAACUAGAUCCCCAUCAUGGACCGUUGGCUGCAAUACAGAUGUGAAAAUGCAUGAAUAUCACUCAAAAGAUUAUUAUAUAGAAUUUAUAGAUAUUGGGGGUUCAUCAAAAUACAAAAUCACAAGACCAAUAUUGUAUCAUCAAAUUAACGGGAUAAUAGUAGUUUAUGACCUUACAAAUAAAAUCUCCCUAACAAAUGUCAAAAAAUGGUUAUUUGACAUUUUAAACAAAAUUUCAAACUCCUCAUCAAAUUGGAAAUUAAAAGAAACUGAACAUUCUCAAAUAUUAGAAUUAGAAAAUCAAACCGAACAAAAUAAUAAUUACAACAACAAUAACAAUAAUGAAAUUUUAUUUAAUAACAAUAACAAUAAUAAUGUUAUCAACAACAAUACUAAUACUAACAAAAAUAAAAAUACUGAUCCAAAUAUUAGAAGAUUAAAUUUUAUAAAUAGUCAUAAUAAUAAUGGGUUACAAAGUACAAAUACUAGCAGUGUAAAUUUAAAUAAUAAUAUUAGACCAUCUGUAUUUUUAUCACAAAACUCACUAUUCCUACCUACAAAUACAGUUAUAUCCCCACCAACACAAUCACCGAUCAAUAAAAUAAAAAUCAAAUCAAAAAAAUCAAAUUCACAUCUUAAUAUUCCAGUAUUAAUAUUAGGCAAUAAAUCAGACCUAUCAUUUGAUAAAAAGUUUAUUGAAAGCGAUUCAUUGGGAAAAUUAAGUUUAUUAGUUAGUGCUAAAGUCAAAAAUCAAUUCUCCUCUUCCCAAUCACCCCAUGUAGCCAGCAGAUUAGAAAUAUUUUAUAAUAAAAUGAUUUCAAAUAUAAUUUCAAAUAAAAGAGGUAUCAAUGCAAACAAUAUGACCUUCAAUAAUCAAAUCUAUGGUUCAUUAAACAACACCAAUAAUAACAAUAAUAUUAAAAAUGAUAUUAAUAAAAACAAUACUAAAAGUGAAACAGUUAUAGAUAAUAUUGAAACAACUGAUAGAGAUGAUAGUGACACCAAAAUAAAUAUAAAUGACUACACAUUAAACUAUGACACACGGCCAACACUAUACUCUAUAGACACAAAUAAUAAUAUAAACAGUGCAAACAACUCCAUAAUCAACACCUCCUUACCAUCAACAACUACAACCACGACUCCUACAAUAACAUCAACUCCAUCAUUAUCCACAACAAUGUAUCCUAUUGAACAUAAUGAAAGCAAUAGCAAUAGCAAUAGUGGAUAUAGCAGUUUUACAAAUACCAACUCACCACCAUUAUUUAAUACAAGCUCACCCUAUCAUUACAACUUCCUAUCUCCAACAGUCUCAUCACCAAUAAAUUUAAAUAAACAGUUUCAACAACAAAUGAACAAUACAAUCCCAAGAACACCCUUAAGAGCUAGAAGCACAUCAUUUGAAAAUAAAAACAAAUAA
Dictyostelium purpureum is the source of this 1683-nucleotide messenger RNA. Its product is annotated as LIP1/RABL3-like protein, Ras superfamily GTPase. Gene Ontology annotation, molecular function: GTPase activity; GTP binding. Gene Ontology annotation, biological process: intracellular protein transport. Bases 1 to 1683 code for a protein of 560 amino acids. NCBI's taxonomy places the organism in Eukaryota, Evosea, Eumycetozoa, Dictyosteliales, Dictyosteliaceae. Gene Ontology annotation, cellular component: endomembrane system. The record is from RefSeq and is a predicted model, not a curated record. The transcript has a single exon.